Messenger RNA from Prunus armeniaca (apricot), 609 nucleotides. Lineage: Eukaryota; Viridiplantae; Streptophyta; Magnoliopsida; Rosales; Rosaceae. The record is from the annotation of a GenBank genome assembly.
AUGGACGUCUCUCUCCUAUACGACACCGUUACAGUCGCCACCACCGCACAGGGCCUAGGGUUCGCCAAGUUCCUAAUUCGUCACCAUGACCUCACCUCCAACAACCAAAUCUCAAUCACCGACUCUCAUCCAGAUCAAUCCUCGCCGUCCAAUGGAGUCCCCCAGAUCUCCGCCGUUAUUUUUCCCGUCGACGCUGUCGCUCCGCCGCGUGUCAGGCCCAAUUCUCACAAAACCGCCACCCGAACCCUCCUUCGCAAAAAACGCCGCACCAGACGGAGAUCGUCGAGCGGCGACGAUUUGAACGACGGCGGAGAAGAGGAUGGUGGGUUUUUCGGCGGAGACGGUCCGUUUUUCAACGGAGGCUGGGGCGGAAGCGGAGGUGGUGGCGGGGGUUGGAAUUUCGAUAGAUUUGGAGGGCAUAAUUGGGAUGAGUCGUCGUCUUCUUCGCCGUCGGAUCCUGCGUUUGAUUUCGUGUACGAGGUGAUGUGUUGGAUUGCGCUUUCGAAUUGCGUGCACUUCGCCUUCAAGAGGGUUAUUCGUAUCGUGGCGGACGGGUUGGGCGAUGCGGAGAGAGCGAAGGUGCCGAUGAGAUUGACUUCGGUCUGCUGA